ACUGCCGCUCUCUGGAGGCGGUGUCAGGUGAGGGCGCGCGCUCUGUCUCGCUCCGCAGCUGAAGUGGAUGAGCGGCUCCUGUGAAGGAUGGCGGAGAUCUGAUUUAAUCAGUUCUGGUGAAAACAGUGGAGCAGACGAGUCGCGCUCAAUUCCCCGAAGACAACAAUUUCUCCAAGUGAAAGCAGAGGGCAUCGGCCUCACUCUCAGGCCGCCAGCAUGAUGAAAGGCUGCCUGCAGUUCCUUAUCGAGCCGGCCAAGAAGCUCAAGCUCAGGCUCAAGGAGUCCCGUAAGAGAGUGAAGCAGGACAAGAAGGAGCCCCUGGUGGAAAGUCAGUUAUUUAUUAUGGAGCUGGGUCGAGAACUGAACAGAAUCUGUCAGAGAUCAAACGUCCUCAGCCACAUCUGGACAGGUGAGGACAUCUGGCCUGCUAUUGUUUGCAGAGACUUCAUUGUUGACUGGGCUGCCGUGCUGGAAAAAAGAGUGCAGCACAAGAUCAUGCCAUCUGAGUACCAGUAUGAGAAGGUGGAAAAGAAGGACUGGAAGGGCCACCUCCUCUGCAUGCUGGAGUCAGAGGGCGAGUACGACAUGGGCCCGCACAAAAGGAUCAUCCUGGACUGGACACGGGAGAUUAAAAGCAGGGCUCAGCCUCCAGUCUGGCCAGGCGAGCCUGUGCUCAUGAUGCUGGACGACCUGGAGUUCCAGUGGAAGAGAGGCCGCCUGCCCAACUUGCUCCCAGCCAUGGAGCUCAUCAUGCUGACUGUGCUGAAUGCUGACAGCCCAAAAAAGGAGGAUGUGACCAAGCAGUGGCUGGCGAAAAAGCAGAGGAGCCAGAGGAUUGAUGCAGUCCGUUACAUCCCACAUGGCGUUUGGAAUUGGAUUUGCGAUGCAUCAGAGGAUGUCACCCUGGACUCAGAUUCUGCUAACCCUAACCUGCUCAUCUCUAGUGAUGAGAAACGCAUGAGAUGUGGUCUGGAGCGCCGUAUUGUCCCUCCUUGUCAGGGGCGCUUUGAUGGCUGGUGGUGUGCUGUAGGCAAGGAGGCAUACAACUCCGGACGUCACUACUGGGAGGUGGAGGUGGGUGAGAGGGAUUGGCGUCUGGGUGUGGCCAAAGCAUCCGCAGUGAGGCAGGGUUUCUGCUCCCUGAACACAGACACGGGAUACCUGACCAUCCGGCUGGAGAGAGGCACGGAUCUGAAAGCCCUGACUGUGCCAGCCACCCUCUUACCUCAAAAUCUGGUGCCCAAAAAAGUCGGGGUGUAUCUGGACUAUGAGCUGGGCCAGCUGUCCUUCUAUGAUGUCGAGAAGCGUUCGCACCUGUACACCUAUAAUGAAAAUUUCACAGAGCAACUGUACCCACUGUUUGGGAGUGUGGAGGUGGUCAAAGACCUGGUGAUCCGGCCAGCAGGCGUCCGACAGCCGUGCCUCUGUCCGGGGCCGUGCCUGUGGACCUGAAUUGCUCAGCACAAAUCAUUCUCUUUAAACCUGAUUCUCAGCAGCCCACUGAGUCUGUGCUGGUGUAUUGGUCAGUUUGAACUAAGGGUGAGACUCUUGCUGUGAGGUGCCUUGUGAGAUCAGGAUCAAGAACUGCCAUUCAUCCACAUUAAACUUUGUGUUUCUCUGCCUUCAUAGAGACAUAGUAAAUUAAACUCUUUGUAUUUUGCAGAUUAGUGUUUUAAGUGUCGAGUAAAAAUAGCCAUUUUUACGUGGUUCAUUUCACUUUGAGCUUUUUGUGAAACAUGCUGAGUAUAAAAACAUAGAUUUUCAUACUAAACAUUUUUAUCUUACAUUUUUCCUGACUUGUUGUGAAAGUUUAAAGUUAGAGCAUAAAGGCUCGCCGUGCAGUCAGACUGUGCCUGUGUGUGUGUGUGUGUUAACAAGCUCUUCUCUUUGGAUAAUCAGACUGGACUGACGCAUGUGAGCUCUUAAUCUCUGCGUGAUGCUUCUUCUAAAGCUUCCUGCAAACAUUUCCAUGCAUGAGCUUGUUUAUGCAUCCCUGCUGCUGUUUUUCGUGCAACAGAGAAAGAUGGUAAAUAUGAAUAAAUUAUAAAUGUCCCAUUUUGUCUGAUCUCUUAAUGCAGAAAUCAAUAAUCAGUAGUGACUGUUUUAUUAUAAAUCUUAAGUACAAUACAGCUGAUGUACAAACAAUACUAAAGAAUGUACCUCCUUACAUGUAAAUGAUACUGAGUGAAAAAUGUCUUUGAUGAACUGCUUAACUUGUCAAUAUCCUGAAUAUUUACUAAGAAAAUGAUCUGAAAAUAUGUUUCAAAAAGCAUUUUCAACAUGUGAUCCCAAAGUACAGUAGAACCUGCAGCACAAGCAAAUACAACGUCAAACAUCCUUUCUCUCACAUCCUGUCUUCUUGUUUAAAUGGUAAUCUAUUGAACCCAGAAAUGCUGAAUUAGCCAUAUAAAAAGGACAUGCAUAAAAACUACAGCUGUAAUAAAGAAUAGCAGUUUUUUUAAAUAAACAUUUUUCAUCCAA
Messenger RNA from Girardinichthys multiradiatus, 2481 nucleotides. RefSeq lists its product as uncharacterized. Lineage: Eukaryota; Metazoa; Chordata; Actinopteri; Cyprinodontiformes; Goodeidae. The record is from RefSeq and is a predicted model, not a curated record. Gene Ontology annotation, molecular function: protein binding. Bases 217 to 1452 code for a protein of 411 amino acids. The transcript is spliced from 10 exons.